Messenger RNA from Pongo pygmaeus (Bornean orangutan), 5674 nucleotides. RefSeq names its product TNF superfamily member 9 (gene TNFSF9). Lineage: Eukaryota; Metazoa; Chordata; Mammalia; Primates; Hominidae. Gene Ontology annotation, biological process: immune response; positive regulation of activated T cell proliferation; positive regulation of cytotoxic T cell differentiation. The record is from RefSeq and is a predicted model, not a curated record. Bases 196 to 957 code for a protein of 253 amino acids. Gene Ontology annotation, molecular function: tumor necrosis factor receptor binding. The transcript has 3 exons. Gene Ontology annotation, cellular component: plasma membrane.
ACAGCGAAAAGCGGAGAGAGAUCCGAGUGGAGAAAAUUCCGCAGAGUCACGGGGACAAGGGGGAAAGGCUCUGGGCUGGGAAGGGGCGUGGCCGCGGGUGGAGGGGCGUGGCCGCGGGCGGAGGGGCGUGGCCGCCUUUUAGAGCCAAGCAGCCUAUAAAAAGCGGCGCGCUGUGUCUUCCCGCAGUCUCUCGUCAUGGAAUACGCCUCUGACGCUGCACUGGACCCCGAAGCCCCGUGGCCUCCCGCGCCCCGCGCCCGCGCCUGUCGCCUGCUGCCUUGGGCCCUGGUCGCCGGGCUGCUGCUGCUGCUACUCGCUGCCGCCUGCGCCGUCUUCCUCGCCUCCCCCUGGGUCGUGUCCGGGGCUCGCGCCUUGCCGGGCUCCGCGGCCAGCCCGAGACUCCGCGAGGGUCCCGAGCUUUCGCCCGACGAUCUCGCCGGCCUCUUGGACCUGCGGCAGGGCAUGUUUGCGCAGCUGGUGGCCCAAAAUGUUCUGCUGAUCGAUGGGCCCCUGAGCUGGUACAGUGACCCAGGCCUGGCAGGUGUGUCCCUGGCGGGGGGCCUGAGCUACAAAGAGGACACGAAAGAGCUGGUGGUGGCCAAGGCUGGAGUCUACUAUGUCUUCUUUCAACUGGAGCUGCAGCGCGUGGUGGCCGGCGAGGGCUCAGGCUCCGUUUCGCUUGCGCUGCACCUGCAGCCACUGCGCUCUGCUGCUGGGGCCGCCGCCCUGGCUUUGACCGUGGACCUGCCACCCGCCUCCUCCGAGGCUCGGAACUCGGCCUUCGGUUUCCAGGGUCGCCUGCUGCACCUGAGUGCCGGCCAGCACCUGGGCGUCCAUCUGCACACUGAGGCCAGGGCACGCCAUGCCUGGCAGCUUACCCAGGGUGCCACAGUCUUGGGGCUCUUCCGGGUGACCCCCGAAAUCCCAGCCGGACUCCCCUCACCGAGGUCGGAAUAACGCCCAGUCUGGGUGCAGCCCACCUGGACAGAGUCCGAAUCCUACUCCAUCCUUCAUGGAGACCCCUGGUGCUGGGUCCCUGCUGCUUUCUCUACCUCAAGGGGCUUGGCAGGGGUCCCUGCUGCUGACCUCCCCUUGAGGACCCUCCUCACCCACUCCUUCCCCAAGUUGGACCUUGAUAUUUAUUCUGAGCCUGAGCUCAGAUAAUAUAUUAUAUAUAUUAUAUAUAUAUAUAUUUCUAUUUAAAGAGGUUCCUGAGUUUGUGAAUGGACUUUUUUAGGGGUGUUGUUGUGGGGGGGUGUCUUCGACAUUGCCGAGGCUGUUGUUGAACUCCUGGACUUAGACGAUCCUCCUGCCUCAGCCUCCCAAGCAACUGGGAUUCAUCCUUUCUAUUAAUUCAUUGUACUUAUUUGCUUAUUUGUGUGUAUUGAGCAUCUGUAAUGUGCCAGCAUUGUGCCCAGGCUAGGGGGCUAUAGAAACAUCCGGAAAUAGACUGAAAGAAAAUCUGAGUUAUGGUAAUACGUGAGGAAUUUAAAGACAUCCCCAGCCUCCACCUCCUGUGUGAUACUUGGGGGCUAGCUUUUUUCUUUCUUUCUUUUUUUUGAGAUGGUCUUGUUCUGUCGACCAGGCUAGAAUGCAGUGGUGCAAUCAUGAGUCAAUGCAGCCUCCAGCCUCGACCUCCCGAGGCUCAGGUGAUCCUCCCAUCUCAGCCUCUCGAGUAGCUGGGACCACAGGUGUGUGCCACCACACUUGGCUAACUUUUUAAUUUUUUGGCGGAGACGGUAUUGCUAUGUUGCCAAGGUUGUUUACGUGCCAGUACAGUUUAUAAUAAGCACUCAUUUUUCCUCCCUCUGGAGAGUUGGUUGUUAAAUUACCAGCACACGCUGUCCCUCUCUGCUCUACAGAGCUGGCCAGUUUCUUCAGCCCCAUAGUUUCCCCGCCAUACAGAUCUUUCACGGCCACCCCUAUAACUAGACACAUCCUCUGGCCAGCUAAGAUAGCCCUGUGAUUCUGCAACCCAGGCCUUAACAUGGGAUUUGUGGGGAGAGGAAGAUGGUCCCCCCAACUCUGGUCCGGGAGCCACUGUCAAAUCUCAUUGGUCACCGCCUGUCUGGUACCGGGUUGUUUGCCUGUUUUGAGUAAGACCCCUGGCAACAGGUGAUUCAAUUCCUUCGUCCCAGCUGAUUGGGUCAAGUUGGACACGUGACUUGAGCUGGGCCAAUCAGGUGUCCCCAGAAAUGUGGGUGGGCUGGACCACAGAGGCUAGAGAGUGGGGAAGAGGAAGUUGUGCACAGACUCAGGUGUGACCACAGAGUUCCAGAGAGACACCAGAGCUACUAUGAUUUCCUUCUUGCCUCUUGCUGGUGACAUGGGUUGCCAUUUUAAUGGCAGAAUUGCAAUAACUUUUGCCUCAACCUAAUAGUUUUCUAGGGCUGCCAUAAGAAAGUACCGUAAAGUGGCUGGCUUAAAGCAAACGAGAUUUGUUCUUGCUCGGUUCUGGAGGCCGGAGUCCAAAGUUAGGGUGUUGACAGGGCCAUGCUCAUUCUAAAGGCUCCAAGGAAAAGGCCUUCGUUGCCGCCUCCUAAGUUCUGGUGGUUGCCAGCAAUCCUCCAAUCUCUGCCUCUGUUGGUCACAUGGCUGUGUUCUUUCUGUGUGACUCCAUUUCUCUGUCUCUUCUUCCUCUUUUUUUCUUUGAGAUGGAAGGGGUCUCACUCUGUCACCCAGGCUGGAGUGCCGUGGCGCCAUCUCGGCUCACUGCAACCUCCACCUCCCGGGUUCAAUCAGUUCUCCUGCCUGUCUCCCGAAUAGCUGAGAUUACAGGCGCGUGCCACCACACCCAGCUAAUUUUUCUAUUUUUAGUAGAGACAGGGUUUCACCAUGUUGGCCAGGCUGGUCUUGAACUUCUCCUGACCUCAAGCGAUCCGCCCGCCUUGGCCUACCGAAGUGCUGGGAUUACAAGCAUGAGCCUCGAUGCCUGGCUUCUUCUUCAUUUUUAUGUAUUUUUUUUUUGUAGAGACAGGGUCUUGCUAUGUUGCCUAGGCUGGUCUUGAACUCUGAGCAACCCUCCUGCCUCAGACUCCCAAAGUGCCAGGAUUACAGGUGCAAGGCACCAGGCCCAAACUCUCCCCUUUUUAUAAGGACACCAGUCAUGCUGGAUUCAGGGCCCAUCCGCUUCCAGUAUGACCUCAUCUUAAUUUAAAUAAUUACAUCUGCAAAGACCCUAUUUCCAAAGAAGGUCAUUAAUAUAGUUUGGCUCUGUGUCCACACCUACUUUUUUUUUUUUUUUUUGAGAUAGACUCUCAUCUGUUGCCCAGGCUGGUGUGUAGUGGUGCAGUCUUGGCUCACUGCAACCUCUGCCUCUUCGGUUUAAGUGAUUCUCCUGCCUCAGCCCCCUGAGUAGCUGGGAUUACAGGUACAGGCCACCGCUCUUGGCUAUUUUUUUUGUAUUUUUAGUGGAUCUGGGGUUUUGCCAUGUUGGCCAGGCUGGCCUUGAACUCCUGACCUCAAGUGAUCUGCUCACCUUGGCCUCCCAAAGUGCUGGGAUUACAGACAUGAGCCACCAUGCCUGGCCCCCUUGAGGUUCUGAGCUCCCCUAAGCUAAAGACAAGGUGACAGACGGAUUGCUUUCCUUCUGGAGGCUCUAGAGGAGAAUUGCUUUCCUUGUUUUUCCAACUUCUAGGGGCUUUGUUUUUAAUUUAAUUUAAUUUAAUUUUGUAAAGAUGGGGUCUCCUCAUGUUGCCCAGGCUGGUCUUGAACUCCUGACCUCAAUGAGUCCUCCUGUCUUGGCCUCCCAAAGUGCUGGGAUUACAGGCUUAAGCCACCGCACCUCACAGCUGAUGGAUUUAAAGUGUGGCACUUCCCCCUUUGCUCUUUCCUUCUUGUUGCCUUGUAAGAUGUGCCUUUCUUCCCCUUCAUUUUCUGCCAUGAUUGUAAGUUUCCUGAGGCCUCCCCAGCCAUACGGAACUGUGAGUCCAUUAAACCUCUUUUCUUUUCUUCUUCUUUUUUUUUUUGAGUCUCACUCUGUCACCCAGGCUGGAGUGCAGUGGCACGAUCUUGGCUCACUGCAAGCUCCGCCUCCCAGGUUCAUGCCAUUCUCCUGCCUCAGCCUCUGAGUAGCUGGAACUACAGGCGCCCGCCACCAUGCCUGGCUAAUUUUUGUAUUUUUAGUAGAGAUGGGGUUUCACUGUGUUAGCCAGGAUGGUCUCGAUCUCCUGACUUUGUGAUCUGCCCACCUCGGCCUCCCAAAGUGCUGGGAUUACAGGCGUGAAUCACUGUGCCCAGCCAAACUUCUUUUCUUUGUAAAUUACCCAAUCUCAGGUAGUUCUUUAUAGCAGUGUGAAAACAGACUAAUACAGUCAUAUUCUGAAAUUUCAAAAAGGGCAAAAAUAGUGACAAGCCACUGUUCAACUUAGCCUAGUAUCGUGUUGGGGGCCAUGAAACGUCUGAGUGUGUUCCCAUGAAUUUUCUUCUGGGGUGGAUUUUGUUCCAAAUUUGUAGCCAAAUAACCUCUAAGACAAGAACCCCUAAGCAUGCAGGCCUUCAAGUCCCUCAGUGUUCCCUCGGGUGGCUUUGGCUUUCAAGUGAUUGCCCUGCUUUUGGGGUUAUGUGGGGCCUGGGUGUGCCUCACAGCAAGGAUGCUUCGACUCCAUAACGUUCUAGGAUGUUCCCAAGACCCAAGACUAUGCGUGCAGCUGAAAUUCUACAAUAAUAGCAACAAUAACCAUAUAUACAUUUAUUGAUGUUACUAGUCCCAGUCAUCAUGCAUCUAUUAUUACAUUUGCAAAGAUGCUAUUUCCAAAUAAGGUCAUAUUCUGAAAUUUUAGGAAGGAUAUGAAUUUUGUGGGGACACUCUUCAACUCACUAUUCAACUCAGGUGCAUUUAUUUUACUUUUUUGUUUUUGAGACAGAGUUUCCCUCUGUCACCCAGGCUGGAGUGCAGUGGAACCAUCUUGGCUCACUGCAACCUCCGCCUCCUGGGUUCAAGUGAUUCUUCUGCCUUAGCCUCCUUAGUAGCUGGGAUUACAGGUGCCCACCACCACGCCUGGCUAAUUUUUGUAUAUUUUUGUAUAUUAAGUAGAGACGGGGUUUCGCCGUGUUGGCCAGGCUGGUCUUGAACUCCUGACCUCAAGUGGUCCUCCCGCCUUGGCCUCCCAAAGUGCUGGGAUUACAGGUGUGAGCCACUGUGCCCAGCCCAGAUGCAUUUAUUAAUGUUUAUUAGUCCCAGGCACUAAUUGCCUUUUGAUGACUCCUGUGAGAAGCUGCUAUUCUAUAAUUAUUUCCAUUUUAUAGACAAGGAAACUGAGGCCCAGGGAAGUUAGUCUAAUACCACACAGCCCCAGUAACAGGCAGAGUGGCUGACAAUGUGAAUUCUAGAGCUGGACUUCUUGGAACCCUGGAUCUGUUCCAAGUAACCCCAUGGAAUAUACAAGAGCGUAGCGUGUUUGAAUUCUGUUCCUUCCACCCUCAAAUCCACAUGUUGAAGUCUUAACUCCCAGAACUGCAGAAUGUGAUAUUAUUUAUUUAUUUAUUUUUUGUUCUAACAUGAUCUGUUUUUUGUUUUGUUUUGUUUUGUUUUUGAGACAGGGUCUUGCUCAUUCACCCAGGCUGGAGAGCAGUGGUAUGAUCACAGUUCACUGCAGCCUCAACCUCCCAGGCUCAAGUGAUCCUCCCACCUCAGCCUCUGAGCAGCUGGCACUACCAGUUUGCACCACCAAGC